CUGGGCUGGGCUGACUUAAUUACAAAGCUGCAGUGAGUUGAUGCCUUGUGACGGUCUAAUCCCAACCCGGUGACUCUACAAAGCUUUCUCCCGGCUUCCUCGCUGCUCCACUCCGGCCUCGCCAUCCCCGCUUCCAUCUCAGCUCUGUGCACUGACCUGCUGAGGACAGUUCAGCUUUUCCUCUUCCUGUGUCCUGCUGCCGACAGAAGACAGAGGACAACAUGUCUGCAGUUACGGGCACGUUCCGGAUCGUGUCGGAGGAGGAGCAGGCGCUGCGCUCCAAGCUGGAGCGCCUCACCACCAAGGACCACGGCCCCGUGUUUGGGAGGUGCGAGAAGAUCCCCCCACACACCCUGCAGAAGGCAAAGGAUGAGCUGAACGAGACGGAGGAGAAGAGGGAGGUGGCGGUGAAGGCGCUGCGGGAGCUGGUGCAGGAGCGGGCGGGCGGCGAGGACAUUUGCCAGAAGGUGGCUGAGAAGGUGCAGGAGAGGGACGACUCCUUCUUGCUCCGCUUCAUCCGUGCUCGCAAGUUCGAUGUCCACAGAGCCUAUGACCUGCUGAAAGGCUACGUGAACUUCCGCCAGCAGUACCCCGAGCUGUUUGACAACCUGAGCCCCGAGGCCGUGCGCAGCACCAUCGAGGCCGGCUACCCUGGCAUCCUGGCCAGCAGGGACAAGUACGGACGGGUGGUGAUGCUCUUCAACAUCGAGAACUGGGAUUACGAGGAGAUCACCUUCGAUGAGAUCCUUCGUGCCUAUUGUAUUAUCUUGGAGAAGCUGCUGGAGAACGAAGAGACCCAGAUCAAUGGGUUCUGCAUCAUUGAGAACUUCAAGGGCUUCACCAUGCAGCAGGCAUCAGGGAUCAAACCCUCCGAGCUCAAGAAGAUGGUGGACAUGCUGCAGGACUCCUUCCCAGCGCGGUUCAAGGCCGUCCACUUCAUCCACCAGCCUUGGUACUUCACCACCACCUACAACGUGGUCAAACCGUUCCUGAAGAGCAAACUGCUGGAGAGGGUCUUUGUGCAUGGCGAGGAGCUGGAAUCCUUCUACCAGGAGAUCGACGCUGACAUCUUGCCAGCAGACUUUGGUGGCAACCUGCCCAAGUACGAUGGCAAAGCAACUGCAGAGAAGCUCUUUGGGCCUCGCAUCGAAUCUGAGGACACAGCUCUCUAAAGCAGGAGCCUGCUGCCCUCCCCUGUACCACAGCACCUGAGGUGGCCCUCUAACCCCAGCCACCUCCCUCCUGUAGCAUUGGUUGAGUGACUGCUCGUGCUGAAGCACCCUGGGCGCGUUGCUCCACGCCUGUCCCUCCUGUCCUCGCUCCAGGCAGAGGGCUGUCCCUCCCAGGCACAGCAUCCUUCCCUCCAGAGCUGGUGGAGAAAGGAGGCCACCAGCCCUCUCCCACAGCAUUUCCUGGAGCUGCGAGGGGAGGACAGGAGAAUGUCUGCUCUGGG
This is a messenger RNA of Vidua macroura (Pin-tailed whydah), 1453 nucleotides long. RefSeq names its product retinaldehyde binding protein 1 (gene RLBP1). The transcript has 8 exons. NCBI's taxonomy places the organism in Eukaryota, Metazoa, Chordata, Aves, Passeriformes, Viduidae. Gene Ontology annotation, cellular component: membrane. Gene Ontology annotation, molecular function: phosphatidylinositol bisphosphate binding. The coding region runs from base 222 to 1172 and encodes 316 amino acids. The record is from RefSeq and is a predicted model, not a curated record.